This is a messenger RNA of Talaromyces rugulosus, 243 nucleotides long. RefSeq lists its product as uncharacterized. The transcript has a single exon. The record is from RefSeq and is a predicted model, not a curated record. NCBI's taxonomy places the organism in Eukaryota, Fungi, Ascomycota, Eurotiomycetes, Eurotiales, Trichocomaceae. The coding region runs from base 1 to 243 and encodes 80 amino acids.
AUGGCCGGCUCGUCACAAACGAAGAUGAUGCUGCAGACGGGUUGUUGCAGGCAGCGACAGGCUCUCGAGCGUCGGCCGAGGGAAAAACAGGGAAGACGACACGAAGGAGCGAGAUGGAGACGAGAAAGACGAGGCAAAGACAAAGACGGCGAUGAAGGUGAAGAUGGAGACAAAGAUGGAGACGGAGAUGGGGAGCGAGACGAGCGCCGUCCGAGCAAUGUCAAGAGUGGAGCCGCCCUUUAG